Messenger RNA from Dendroctonus ponderosae (mountain pine beetle), 647 nucleotides. RefSeq names its product NADP-dependent malic enzyme-like. Gene Ontology annotation, biological process: pyruvate metabolic process; malate metabolic process. The coding region runs from base 1 to 510 and encodes 169 amino acids. Gene Ontology annotation, cellular component: mitochondrion. The transcript has 3 exons. The record is from RefSeq and is a predicted model, not a curated record. Gene Ontology annotation, molecular function: malate dehydrogenase (decarboxylating) (NADP+) activity; NAD binding. Lineage: Eukaryota; Metazoa; Arthropoda; Insecta; Coleoptera; Curculionidae.
AUGUUACUCAGUGCCGUGUACAAUGAGCCGCCAGUGCACGGUUGGACUUUUGAAUUCGCGAAUAACACGACUUUCAACCACAAGGACGCAUGCACGAAUGGAAGAUGUGUAUUUGCCAGUGGCAGUCCCUUCGCCCCAGUUGUUUUGAAUGGAAAGACUUAUGAGCCUGGACAAGGAAACAAUGCUUACAUAUUCCCGGGGGUAGGAUUAGGAGUAAUUUGUGCUGGUAUCAAAAACAUUGGGGAAGAACACUUUCUCAUGGCGGCCGAGGCUUUGGCCAGCAUGGUUACUGAAGAGGAUCUUGAUAAAGGAAGCAUAUACCCAUCAUUAUCCAGGGUUACAGAAUGCUCUGUGAAGAUUGCCAUACAAUUAUUGGAAUUCGCUUAUGCCAAAGGCAAUGCUUCUGUGUUUCCUGAACCAAAGGACAAAGAGGCAUUUGUUCGAGCUCAAAUGUACAACACGGAUUAUGUGCCAGCAAUUCCUAGUAUAUACGCUUAUCCCAAAUUAUAAAUCUAAUUUAAGGUGAAGGAGCAACUUUUUAACCAUCAUAUUGUAAAAAUUUUAAUAACUAUUAUAUGAUACAUUUUAAUAUGUUAGUCUUAGUCGCAAGUGUUCUAUCUAUUAAAUAUACUGAAUGUUGUGCAUAA